AUCAGGUUCUGUCAUCGGUCCUAUGUCAUCUGUGGCUACUAUUUCACCCAACUGAUAACCUUGCUGGCUACUGUGGGCUAUGUGCUUUAUGAUUUAGUCGUAGCUAUUCUAGAAAGGCGUCUUUUAGUUCUUGGUGUACUAUUAAUGACUUGUUAUCUUACUUCUAGCUAAACUGACUAUAGCUAGCUAAGUAAUGGUGCUGCUGGUAGAAUACAAGUUAUCUCUCCGGUAGGAACGCUAGAGAGUUAAGGACAGACAUUUCUAAAGCAUGUUCAGACACUGACUAUUAGAAAUAGAUGGACGCAUUAGUGAAACUUUUUAAUUGGCUUUGUUGUAUAAAAAGUAAUGCUGACCCCGAACCUUCUCAUUAUGGCAGCAUUAAUUCAGAAAGUGAUCCAUAUCAACAAAAUAUCCAGACUGUACGCAUUGCAGCGUUUAACGUACAACGCUUUGGUGCAAAAAAGUUUAAUGAUAAAUAUGCAAUUGAUAUAUUACAUAAGAUAAUUUCUCGUUAUGAUCUCAUUUUGCUACAAGAAGUACAAGAUGGGAAUUUAAAGAAGAUCCCUUCUUUUAUCAAUGCUCUUAACAAAAUUUCAGGCCGUUCCUACAAACAUGUUGUUAGUGAUUAUCUUGGAAGAAAAACUUAUAAAGAACAAUAUCUCUAUAUAUACAGGGAAGACAUUUUUGAAAUAUCUGAUUCGUUUCAUUACGAUGAUGGACCUGAAGAACUGGGAACAGAUACAUUCCAACGUGAGCCGUUUGUUGUGCUGGUAAAGGGAAUAAAAACAGCAGUGAAACAAUUCGCCAUCAUUGGGGCUCACUUACAGCCUAAGUUUGUAGAAGAAGAAUUAAAUGAACUGGUGAAUGUCUACAACACAGUGGUGAAAAAAUGGGGAGUUGAUGACGUUUUGAUCAUGGGAGAUUUUAAUGCAGGGGGAAGCCAUAUCUCAAAAAAGAAAUUAGCGACUGUUGAUUUGAAAACAGAUCCCAAAUUUUCUUGGUUGAUUGAAAAUGAAGACACAACAGUUGGAAAGAAUACUUACACCUAUGACAGAAUAAUUGCAUCCGGUGAAAUGUUAUUAAAGCAUAUACCAAGGCAUAGUGCAAAAGUUUUUAGAUUUGAUGAAGAAUUUGAUAUCGAAGAGCCAUUACGAAUUAGCGACCACUAUCCUGUAGAGAUUAUAAUUGAAAAAGCGCCAAAAGAUGAACUGUAAGCUGUAUGCUAUGUAGCUAAUUUUUCAAGAACAUAGACGUUGUUUGUUAAUAAAUCAGAAGCGCUCAACAGACAAAACUUACACAAGUAGUUGAGUCGACAUAAAGAAAUAUUUCACGAAGAUAUGUGAAGCUACAUGGUCUCUAGAAUAACCGAAAUUCAACCUCCACUUUUUGCACAUACAACAACACGAUUGCACAUUACGUCAUACCCUUUAACAUUACGUCAUGCAGAGUGAAUACUUAUUUAUUUUUGAAUACUCAUAACGAAAAGUCACCUUAAUGUACUGGCACUGUUAUCAAUGUGAGUCUUUUGUUCUCCCAUGUGUACAUUAGAUAUACAUUGGCAUUGGCCACCCCGUUUCCUUCACGUGGUAUGGGUUGGUCCGUAGCUGCGAUAAUGGCACUUGUUAAACAAGACCGCUCUGGACUGAAGCUCGGAACUGGUGAUUGCGAAGUGAACCCUGUAAACGCUCGGCCACGCUUUGCUGUUUUUGGAGCAACAAUCAAGUAUGCUUUUUAGUUUAUAUGGGGGACAUAUUCGCGAAUCUUUAAAAUUCGCGAAAUUUGCGACAUAAACUUUCGCGACGUGGCAAAUCGAAAAUAUUUUUGAGAGAGCAACUUCGGCAAAACUUAGAAUCUGUUUUUAAAGCUGGAGAUGUUUUUAAAACUAGACUUUGCGAAAAGAAUUUUUUUUAAAAAAAAAUAUGUAGCCAAAUUUUCGCGAAGAAGCACAAAAUUCGCAAAACUUUUUCUUGUGUAAGAUGUUUUGGCUAAUGUGCAUACACGAACAUGAAAUAAAAAUGUAGUGUGAUUUUUUUUAAAAGAAACAACUGAAAAUUUAUAUUAAAUAUCUGGGAUCUCCGUUAUACUUUUUUUGAUAAGAAACUGGCGAAGGCUCUUACUUCGAAAGUUUCUUAACAGCUUUCCAAUUUUCUAAUUUAUACAUGCUGCAAUUUGCAUAGUCUCGCAAAAAGGACUUGCGGUCUUUUAAUUAUAUGUGCAUGUUGUAUAUUACUGCUUCUCUGUAAUAAUAAUAAUAAUACCCC
Molecule: messenger RNA, 2261 nt
Organism: Hydractinia symbiolongicarpus
Lineage: Eukaryota; Metazoa; Cnidaria; Hydrozoa; Anthoathecata; Hydractiniidae
Product: deoxyribonuclease-1-like
Exons: 11
Coding region: 297-1214 (305 amino acids)
Biological process (GO): DNA catabolic process
Cellular component (GO): nucleus
Molecular function (GO): DNA nuclease activity
Source: RefSeq, a predicted model, not a curated record